Lipotes vexillifer (Yangtze River dolphin) is the source of this 2056-nucleotide messenger RNA. It is a transcript of the gene PLOD2, whose product is annotated as procollagen-lysine,2-oxoglutarate 5-dioxygenase 2. The record is from RefSeq and is a predicted model, not a curated record. The transcript is spliced from 13 exons. The annotation marks the transcript as partial. Gene Ontology annotation, biological process: peptidyl-lysine hydroxylation. Gene Ontology annotation, molecular function: L-ascorbic acid binding; iron ion binding; procollagen-lysine 5-dioxygenase activity. Lineage: Eukaryota; Metazoa; Chordata; Mammalia; Artiodactyla; Lipotidae. Gene Ontology annotation, cellular component: endoplasmic reticulum.
AUUCUCCUGAAUUAUUUUGGAAACUAUGUACCUAAUGCAUGGACACAAGACAAUGGCUGCACUCUUUGUGAAGUGGAUACAAUUGACUUGUCUGCAGUAGAUGUUCACCCAAAUGUAACAAUAGGUGUUUUUAUUGAGCAACCAACCCCUUUCCUACCUCGAUUUCUGGACAUAUUGUUGACACUGGAUUACCCAAGAGAAGCAGUUAAGCUCUUUAUUCAUAACAAAGAAGUUUAUCAUGAAAAGGACAUCAAGGUGUUUUUUGAUAAAGCUAAGCAUGAAAUCACUACUAUGAAAAUUGUAGGACCGGAAGAAAAUCUAAGUCAAGCCGAAGCCAGAAACAUGGGAAUGGAUUUUUGCCGUCAGGAUGAAAACUGUGAUUAUUACUUUAGUGUGGAUGCAGAUGUUGUUUUGACAAAUCCAAGGACUUUAAAAAUUUUGAUUGAACAAAACAGAAAGAUCAUUGCUCCUCUUGUAACUCGUCAUGGAAAGCUGUGGUCUAACUUCUGGGGGGCCUUGAGUCCUGAUGGAUACUACGCUCGAUCUGAAGAUUAUGUGGAUAUUGUUCAAGGGAAUAGAGUAGGGAUAUGGAAUGUCCCAUACAUGGCUAACGUGUACUUAAUUAAAGGAAAGACACUCCGAUCAGAGAUGAAUGAAAGGAACUAUUUUGUUCGUGAUAAAUUGGAUCCUGAUAUGGCUCUUUGCCGAAAUGCUAGAGAAAUGACUUUACAAAGGGAAAAAGACUCCCCUACUCCGGAAACAUUCCAAAUGCUCAGGCCCCCAAAGGGUGUGUUUAUGUACAUUUCUAAUAGACAUGAAUUUGGAAGACUAUUAUCAACUGCUAAUUAUAAUAUUUCCCAUUAUAACAAUGACCUCUGGCAGAUUUUUGAAAAUCCUGUGGACUGGAAGGAAAAGUAUAUAAACCGAGAUUAUUCGAAGAUUUUCACUGAAAAUAUAGUUGAACAGCCUUGUCCAGAUGUUUUUUGGUUUCCUAUAUUUUCUGAAAAAGCCUGCGAUGAAUUGGUGGAAGAAAUGGAGCAUUAUGGCCAGUGGUCUGGGGGAAAACAUCAUGAUAGCCGUAUAUCUGGUGGUUAUGAAAAUGUCCCAACUGAUGAUAUCCACAUGAAGCAAAUUGGUCUGGAGAAUGUAUGGCUUCAUUUUAUCCGGGAAUUUAUUGCGCCUGUUACGCUGAAGGUCUUUGCAGGCUAUUAUACUAAGGGGUUUGCACUAUUGAAUUUCGUAGUAAAAUACUCGCCUGAAAGACAACGCUCUCUUCGCCCUCAUCAUGACGCUUCUACAUUUACCAUCAACAUUGCACUCAAUAAUGUGGGAGAAGAUUUUCAGGGAGGUGGAUGCAAAUUUCUAAGGUACAAUUGCUCUAUUGAGUCACCAAGAAAAGGCUGGAGUUUCAUGCAUCCAGGGAGACUCACGCAUUUGCAUGAAGGACUUCCUGUUAAAAAUGGAACGAGAUACAUCGCUGUGUCAUUUAUAGAUCCCUAAAUUAUUUACUUUUCAUUGAAUUCAGUUUUCUUUUGGAAUGGAUGCCUGGCAUGAACAUGUCUUUGAAGUUGUGCUUGAGAUGAUGAGAAGAAUAUUUAAAUAACUUCCACAGAACAACUUCACUUUGGGCCAAACGUUUGAAAAACUUUUUAUAAAAAAUUGAUAUUUCUUAAUAUCUGCUCUGAGCCUUAAAACACAGAUUGAAGAAGAAGAAAAAGGAAAAAAAAAUGUAAAAGCAAAUAUUUAUUUCUAUGCCUUAUUGUCUCUGAGAAUAAUAACAAUUUUCUGAAUUUGUGUUUCAGUUGAUAAAGUAUUCAGGUACAGAUGAACAAGUGACAAAUGAGACUAAUAAUAUUUUCUUAUUAAAAGGCUGGGAAGAGUUUUAUUUAUCAACAUGUAGACAAAAUGGAUAAAAAUGAAAAUUUCAAAAAUUUUAAUUUUUGAAGUGCUGAAGAACUGGAGUUCUAACUGAAUUUGAAUGCAACUAAUUGUGUGAGUGCUUUUUUGACCUCCUAUAUAGGUACCUUUUACAGUAGUUACUGAAGGAAUACAAAGA